Bursaphelenchus xylophilus (pine wood nematode) is the source of this 2878-nucleotide messenger RNA. NCBI's taxonomy places the organism in Eukaryota, Metazoa, Nematoda, Chromadorea, Rhabditida, Aphelenchoididae. The record is from the annotation of a GenBank genome assembly.
AUGGUCCUUCUCUUCUUCCAGACGGGGUUGUACGAAGAUACGCCGGUGGACGGAGUCAUGACCUGGUCCGCGCCUUCGCCCAAACAUGCCAACGUCCUGGUGCUGCUCAACGCGUUGUACACCUCGGGCUUUGCCACAAUGUCACCAACAGUCCCGAGGCUCACUGGUGAGAACUUGUAGAGAUUCUUGCUUCAUGCAGUGUUACAUUUUAAUCUAAAAACAGUUUAAAAACUGUGAAGUCGUAAAAUUUCAGGGAAAACAAUGCAUACGCUAUACGCAAUAAGUUUUAUUGUAUAUACAUCUACCGCGUUCGUCGACUGGAUUCACACAUAUGCGGUGCUCAAGGGAGUCGAGACGUCGUUUCCGCUGAAGGAUUGGUUUGUGGUUUAUAUGGUCGGAAUCAGUGUGACUGGCUCCACUUUGAAUGUGCUUCUGAUUGUAAGUAAAACUGCCAUGUCAAAACAAUCGUCUUUUUGAUAUUUUUGCCGCUAUUUUUUACUACAGUGACUCUCCAAAUAUACAUACUAUGUAAUAUUCAAAAUUUCAGGUGCUAUGCGUUGAAAAUGCAUUCGCAUACCGAGUCCAUGUGACGCCGUAUCGAACCGGGUUGGCGGUUAUUUGGGAGGCCUUUGUGGAAUGGAUUCAUUCCUUCAACAACUUCAGAGUGGCUUUUUUGUUCGCCGUUCUACAUGACUUACCGCUGACUAUCGCCAACUUCUUCUUUAUCUCGUCGUGUCGGCUCUCCGGACCAAAUGUAAGUUCGGCGGAAUGUGGAGAAAUAAACGAGACAAAAAACAAUAUUCCGUAUUUUACAUUUUUUGAGGAAAGCUCGACAAAAAAAGGUGGUAAAAAAUUAGAGUUCGAGCUAUAAGUUGCGAGGCAGAAAGAACUACAUAUAUACUAGACACAAACAAUUUAGUGGCCUUCUGUUCCCGUAUUUUACAUCUUUAGUCAUCAUUUUUUAGGUGCAAUCUUGGCACAUAAUCUUAUCCACUAUUUCCCUCCUAAUCUCCCUCUCCUGGCGAAUGGUAAUGCUCUACUUUGCAUAUCGCCGACUCAUCUGCCCGAAAAACUCGACCAACUCCUCCAACAUGCCGAGUCGUCAGCCCUCUUUUCGUGAGCAUCUGGAGCAGCAAAUCUCCUUCAAGUAAAUCGCUUUGCCACUUUUCUCAGUAAUACAUAAUAUUACUACAACUCCUUGGUUCAAUUCUGUAGCACUAAUCCAGUUACGGCUCUAUUUCCAGCUUUGAUUUGAAUGAUAACGGACGACUUAACGAUUUCGACGAGACCUGGCCCGUUCGUUGGUCCAUAAGCAAGGUGUAUGGGGAAUAUCCGAUCCCAAAACAGGCUGUUCUGUACUAUAAUGAGCCAAUUUAUGGAAACAAAUGUCUGAAGAUCCUGGAGACAGCUUUUUGGUUUGCUGUCUUACAUGUGAGUUGUUAUACUUGCGACACAAGUAAUCAUUUUUCAGAUUUCCGACGCAAUAAAGUCGACGUUAAAACGUGUAUGUUGCAUAACGCUGACAUUGACAACGUACAUUUGCUGUUGCGCCGUGGGGUGCACUCCAUGUUUGAGCUACUAUUUCUGCCGGAAAACAAGUCUUUCCAAACGACACAAGUGCUCCAAAACUUUUGUACGGUAAGGAUAAUUCUACAACUGAAGCUCGCCGACAGUCACGAUUGUAUUUUCUUUGAAUUUUGAGCACGUAUUGUCACUAGGCUAAAUGCCAAUUUUCAAAGUUUAAGCAUGGUCCUUACGGCGGGAACUGAACUAUCAGUCUGUCGGGAAAAUAAUAAGCGCUGCGAAAGUGAAAAGCAACUUUAUUUUCCCCGCGGCGCAAUUCAUUUUCGUUGCGGCGAUGCGAAUUCCGAUGCGACAGAGUGCUCAUUAUUUUCCCGACAGAACGAUAUAAGCAAUGUCAGCUCACUAACUGUUCUAUUCAGAUUUUUCACCAUCUUCUUUCACUACUUUAUGAUGUUCUUCUCCACCAUAUCAACAAUCACCUUGAUCAUGCUCAAUCUGAUACUGCUUACCUCAAUUCAUACCAUUGGUUCGAACACGUUGCCGCCGGAAAUCUUUCAAGUAGGCUGUUUAUGUAAUGUAGAAAUCAAUCUGUCGGGAAAAUAAUGUGGAUUUGUCGCAGCAAAAAGUGUCUCUUCGUCACGGUCACCACAUCUCCAUCCGCGUCUAGCCGUCGCUAGGAGAUAGUGGGUGAUAUCAGGACGCGACAGAUCCACAUUAUUUUCCCGACAGACUGAUGCAUAUUUUCUGAGAAAUAGAACAUAAAAACAGCUCAUAAAAUAAUGAAAAAUAAUCCCUCAAAAUUUCUUUCAGGUAUGUCAUGCUGUCGACUUCGAGCAUCGCAUAAUUACGCCACACAUCAUGCCGGCGCUGACAAAACUGCAGAAUAAUACAAACGAAAACCUGCGAUGGGUUUGCAAACCGAUCUGGGCGAAUCCCUACACCAGAGAGAGAAUGCACGAUGGCCCAUGGCAGGCUAGGCUCAGGAUCAACGAUGAUAUGUCGCUUGUAAGUCGGCGAAAAUACGAAAAAUACCGUCAGACAUUGUGCUCCAUUUCUUCCGAAAUUAUUUAAAAAAUAAACCGUCCCUAAUUUUUCAAAAAUUUUUCAGGCGAUUUCCACUCAUUUCUACUCCAAUUACUCUGCCAAACCAGUAGAACAUGUGAUCUUAUACGACCAUGCCAUCCUACACAUGGACCGCAGAGAGUGCUGGCAUGACAUAAAGAGUGGUUGGAAGUUUGAAAAUCGGUUGAAUCAACUGAAUUGGCCCUAUUUUUCUGCAUGCAUGCCCACGCUAAAGUUGGUAAAAGACUAUCUUAUCCAUUGCCCUUGGCCUUUCAAUCCGCAUAUUCGAUAA